Messenger RNA from Melanotaenia boesemani (Boeseman's rainbowfish), 4857 nucleotides. RefSeq names its product protein jagged-1a-like. Lineage: Eukaryota; Metazoa; Chordata; Actinopteri; Atheriniformes; Melanotaeniidae. Gene Ontology annotation, molecular function: calcium ion binding; Notch binding. The transcript has 26 exons. The record is from RefSeq and is a predicted model, not a curated record. Gene Ontology annotation, biological process: establishment or maintenance of epithelial cell apical/basal polarity; heterophilic cell-cell adhesion; cell communication. Gene Ontology annotation, cellular component: plasma membrane; protein-containing complex. Bases 295 to 4008 code for a protein of 1237 amino acids.
CUAAGUGCUGACCAGGUUUCUCCAGCUGCAGACAGCCAGGCUGCAGGCAGUUUUACUGAGAGAGCUAAUAAAAGAGAAGCAGGACAAUAGCAGACAAAAGCUUUCCCGUGCAGGAAGGAGACAGACCGCUUUUUAUUGUCGGGACUGUGUGGAGAUUUCUUUCGGGAAGAAAAUCUGCAGUUCUGCCUCUGUCUGUGCAUGUUCCACCCGGAGAGGUGGACUUAAAACCCCGAGCAGAGGGUCGCACCGACUGUCAGCGCACCGAGAGCCGCUGGGCAACAACCCGCCGCUGCAAUGAGCCUCACGCGGAGCUGCGCGCUCUUCAGCGCCGCCUUCAGGCUGCAGCUGCUGCUGCUCUCUGCCCGCAUCCAGGUUUCUUCAGCUUCAGGAUUCUUUGAGCUUCAGAUUCUGUCCAUGCAGAACGUUAACGGGCAGCUGCAAAGCGGCGGCUGCUGUGAUGGAUCUGGUGACAUGGUGGAUGGUCGAUGCUUUGUGGACCAAUGCGACACCUACUUUCGGGUCUGUCUGAAGGAGUACCAGCUGAAGGUCUCCCCAGCUGGACCCUGCAGCUUCGGCACCGCCUCUACACCUGUGCUCGGUGGGAAUACAUUUUCCUUUAGAAAUUCCAAGAACAACAAAGCCAGGGUCGUGUUGCCGUUCAGCUUUGCGUGGCCGAGGUCGUACUCAUUGAUUUUGGAAGCCUUGGACUUGAACAACGACUCUUCCACCAGCAGUGUUGGUGGGGCGGUGAUCGAGAGAGCCUUCCACUCUGGGAUGAUCAACCCCAGCCGGCAGUGGCAGAAUCUGGAGCAUAACGGCCCUGUGGCCCAGUUCCACUUCCAGGUUCGACUCAGCUGUGACGAGCACUACUACGGCUUCGGCUGCAACAAGUUCUGCCGGCCGCGACACGACUUCUUUGGCCACUACGAGUGUGACCAUAACGGCAACAAGACAUGCAUGGAGGGCUGGUCCGGACCAGACUGCAACACCGCGAUCUGCAGACAGGGCUGCAGUACAGAACACGGAUCCUGUAAAAUCCCAGGAGAUUGCAAGUGUCUGUAUGGCUGGCAGGGGGAGUACUGUGACCAGUGUAUCCCUCAUCCUGGCUGUGUCCACGGCAGCUGUGUGGAGCCCUGGCAAUGUCUCUGUGAUACCAACUAUGGAGGACAGCUGUGUGACAAAGACCUCAACACAUGUGGGACACAGCAGCCAUGUCUGAACGGAGGGACCUGCAGCAACACGGGGCCGGACAAAUACCACUGCUCCUGCCCUGAAGGCUUCUCCGGGGUCAACUGUCAGAUAGCGGACCACGCCUGUCUGUCCAGCCCCUGCUUGAACGGAGGAAGCUGUUCAGAAAGCAGUCUGGGUUUUGAGUGUCACUGUUCACCCGGCUGGACCGGACCGUACUGCUCCAUCAAUGAAGACGAGUGCCUGGUGAACCCCUGCAGUCAUGGAGGAACCUGCCAGGAUCUGGUCAACGGGUUUAAAUGUACCUGCCCUCCUCAGUGGACUGGAAAGACCUGCCUCAUCGAUGCUAAUGAGUGUGAUAGCACCCCCUGUGUCCAUGCCAACUCUUGUCGAAAUCUGAUUGGUGGAUACUUCUGUGAGUGCCUCACCGGUUGGACAGGCCAGAACUGUGACAUCGACGUCAACGACUGUCGCGGCCAGUGUCAGAACGGAGCUGCAUGCAAGGACCUGCUAAAUGGUUAUAAGUGUGUGUGCUCCCCGGGGUUCGGGGGGGAUCAUUGUGAGAAAGACCUGGACGAAUGCGCCAGCGGGCCAUGUCUAAACGGUGGACGUUGCCAUGACGAAGUAAAUGGUUUCCACUGCCUGUGUCCUCCUGGUUUCUCUGGAAGGAAUUGUCAGCUGGAUCUGGAUUACUGCCUCAGCGGUCCGUGUCAGAAUGGGGGUCAGUGUUACAACCUGGCGGCAGACUAUGUGUGUAAAUGUCCUGAAGACUACGAGGGCAAGAACUGCUCGCAUCUGAAGGACCACUGCCGCACCACACCUUGCAAAGUGAUUGACAGCUGCACAGUUGCCAUGGCAUCCAACAGCACAGCAGCCGGGGUGCGUUUGAUCAUGUCCAAUGUGUGUGGCGCCCACGGUCACUGUCGGAGUCACACUGGAGGACAGUUCAGCUGCGAGUGUGAGGAGGGCUUCACCGGAGUGUACUGCCAUGAGAAUAUAAACGACUGUGAGAGCGCCCCUUGUCUGAACGGAGGAACCUGCAUCGAUAACAUCAGUCGGUAUCAGUGUAUCUGUGCAGUUGGCUGGGAGGGACCCAGCUGUGAAAAGAACACCGACGACUGCAGCUCCUUCCCCUGCCAAAAUCAUGGCGUCUGCAAUGACCUCAUUGGCGACUUCUUCUGUGGAUGUAGCGACGGCUGGAAAGGAAAAACCUGCAGCUCAAGGGAGAGUCAGUGUGAUGACAGGACAUGUAAAAAUGGAGGAACCUGCUCUGAUGAAGGAGAUACCUUCAGGUGUCUGUGCACAGCAGGUUGGGAGGGGUCUACCUGCAGUGUUGCAAAGAACAGCAGCUGUCUCCCGAAUCCGUGUGAGAAUGGAGGAACCUGUGUGGUGGAUGGAAAGUCUUUCAGCUGCAUCUGUAAGGAGGGCUGGGAAGGCACCACCUGCAGCCACAAUACAGACAACUGCAGUCCUGAUCCCUGUUACAACAGUGGCACCUGCAUAGAUGGAGACAACUGGUAUCGUUGUGAAUGUGCUCCUGGAUUUGCUGGACCGGACUGCAGAAUCAACAUCAAUGAGUGCCAGUCUUCACCCUGCGCCUUUGGCUCUACCUGCAUUGAUGAAAUCAACGGUUAUCGCUGCAUCUGUCCUCCAGGAAGAACCAGCCCGCACUGCCAAGAGGUGGCAGGAAGGCCGUGUGUCCACGGAGGGGUGGUGGCUCAGGAUGGAAGCAGGUGGGACGAUGACUGCAACAGCUGCCGAUGUCACAGUGGGAGAGUCACCUGCACCAAGCUGUGGUGUGGACCUAGACCUUGUAGCAUCCACAGUCAGGCUGGCGGUGCAGAGUGUCCAGUCGGUCAGACUUGUGUUCCCGUCCUCGAUGACCGCUGCUUCGUUAAGCCCUGCCACGGCCAAGGAGAGUGCUGGGGCCCUGGCCAUCAGGCCCCAGCCUCGUCCAGGUGCCGCCUAGAGAACAGCUGCACCAAUGUCACUUUCACCUUUAAUAAAGACGUCAUGGCAAAGAGCGUGACCGUGGAACAGGUUUGUCGUGAGCUCAGGGGCCUCUACACCAUAAAGAACCUGUCUUCUGAUUCCUUCAUUUCAAUGACCUGUGAGUCUUCGCUCGGGACCACCAAUGAGAUCCACGUAGCCAUCACGACAGAUGACCACAGAAGAGGCCUGACCUUUGUGAAGGAAAUCACAGACCGGAUCACAGAUGUGGUCAGCAAGAGGAGCGCCAGCAGCAGCAUCAUUAGCGCCAUCACAGAGGUCCGCAUCCAGAGACGGCAAAGCCACAUCGCCAAUGAUCUCCUGGUACCGCUGUUGGUUUCGGCUGUGAUGGUAGUUUGGGUCUUGGCGGUGGGCUUGGUUCUGCUGUGGUGCUUGAGGAGGCACAAAAAGCACAGCGCCCACACAGGGGUCAUCACCCAAGUGUCGUCGUCCCAGCCGCCUGCAGCCGAGGACAACAACGCCCUCCACAACAGCGUCAGCACCGCCAGGGAGCAGCUGAACCACAUCAAGAAUCCCAUUGAGAAAAACAUGCCCAGCCACCCCCAGCAGCAGCACCACCUCCUCCUCCUCCAUCACCAGCUGUACGAGGACAAGAACUCUGUCAACACCAAGACCAGACAAUCGGAUUCUGGGAGCCAGAUGGAUGAAGAGGAGGUGGACAAGAGGUUGUGUAAGACCAGGUUCCCUCUGGCACCACCAGCAUACUCUCUGGUAAACUGGGAGGAACUUUCUUCUCCACACUGGACGAACAAGCAGGACAACCGGCAGCUCCAGUCCCACAGUGUCAACAGGGUGGAGUAUAUUUUAUAACCAACGCUGGGCACAUGGAAACCUUCAGAUUUUUCUGACCCAUUUGGGACUUUUUUGUCAAUUUUUGUCUUUUUUACCUUUCAUUUUGUACAGAAUAGAAUGGGAAGAUUGUUUUUUUUUGUUGGUGUUGUUUAAUUUCUGUUUUGAGUGACACUGGUGUGGAUGCUCCACUGGUCGGCUGUGGAUGUUUCGACAGCAGAGAGCCUGGCGGUCAUCGGCAGGAUGAAGAACUAUCCAUGUAGAAUGUUUCUGUAAAGAAGUGUAAAUAUGUUCAUCAUUGUAUAUUUGAUCUGUUAAUUUAAUCAAGAACUAAGUAUUUCUUCUAUUUAUGUGGUUAGAGCUGAAGAAAGUUUGAAAGCUGUCAGAAUUUCUGAUGGAAAUAGUUUUAAGGUCUUCUUAAAAGAAUAGUUUUAGUGUUUUGGAUUUGGGCAUUUUUGUGCCUGGGUUAACUGUUUCCCAUGUUGGUUCUGAGUGAUUUACUUGGAAAUGGCAAGGGAUGGGGGGCGUACUCAGUGGCUAGAGACAGAUUUUGUUGUUGCAGAGUAUUUUUAUACAAACCAACAUGGUAGUUUACAGAGAAUGUAACUGUAUGUUUACUCAUGUAAAGAAAGAAAUCUCCUGUGUUCAGCAUUUACAGUGUGCCAAACACGUGUGUGUACUCCGACUGUGAGCUUCACCUUGAAUGUUUAGUAAGUCCACGAGUUUGUUUUUUAGUUAUUUGAUGCUAGCAGGGCUAGCAAUGAAAGCUGGGUAAUUAAAGAUGUACCAUGAGUUAACACAAACUACUUUUAAGUUUUCUUCCUCCUUAUUGGACGGCAGGACCUCCUCGCUGUACGUUUCAGUUUGUCG